AUGGCCAGUUUGUCUGCCAGUCCUCGAGAAUCUAGAACAAUGGGCUUACCAGCAGCUCAAGGUGCCGUGCCACAAGAGCCUUGCGUUGUUACCGUUCCUAACCGGAACGGUGGAGUCUUUGGCGAGUUAAACCCACUCGAUGAUCCACUGGAGAUCCUCUUUGCAAGUGCGGAGGGACUUCACGCUCAUGGGCAUAGUUCCGAAGCUUGUGAAUUGGGCAUAGAAUUGGCAACAGAACUAUUAGCAAAUACACCCGAUUUGAUGGUUGAGUUGCCUCCUGUCAUCACGCAGAAUGGCAAGAAAAUGAAGACGAAUCCUGCUUGUCAUCAAAUUAGCUUUGGCGGAAAAUUGCGACUAUUACCAUCUCGCCUUCAGGGUAGAAAUGUUUGGAUUGGAAUUGGCACGGCCACCUGCUACAACGAAACCAUUAGAAGUGAACUGGCUCACCAAGAAUCUGAGUUGGUUACACUAUUGAAACGAAUACCUUUAGGUCAUCCAUAAUUGUCGAUUGAGUGAGAAAGCUGAAGAAUUACCAGAUGGCAUAUUACGACCAUACCAUCAUAUCACGAAGCAUUGGUCACUGUGUCAGGAGCACAGCAAGUUCUUGCUGACGAGACUCUUGGACUCUUUCGCUUCGAAGCAGCCGUGUCUGCCCUAGGAUUUAAGGCAAAUGUAUCGGAGGCGGACCAUCCUCUGCUUUGUGAAGUAACGCGUCGUCAACGAGAUGAUCUCGCUGUCAUGUUACUGGUUCAUUACAAGGACGACCCAGACAAGCUAGCCAAAAUUAUGAAAAGCUACU
Messenger RNA from Daphnia carinata, 799 nucleotides. RefSeq names its product zinc finger SWIM domain-containing protein 8 homolog. The coding region runs from base 1 to 501 and encodes 166 amino acids. The transcript has 3 exons. The record is from RefSeq and is a predicted model, not a curated record. NCBI's taxonomy places the organism in Eukaryota, Metazoa, Arthropoda, Branchiopoda, Diplostraca, Daphniidae.